AUGAGAAAAGGAGAAAAGGCACUAGUUGACAGACUAACGCAAGAUAUCCAGGGUAUCGAGGGAAGGGUUUGUUGUGGUGGUAAAAUGUCUGUCCCAAAAGACUAUCUUCGUCUCUUUUUCGAGAACAAAAAUAGCAAUAAAGUCUCGGCUAUUCAGUUACCCGCCAACGAUAACGAAAUCAAGGCCCUAUUUGACGCGUGCGUUCCUGCUACUUUUGGACGUGGAAAUGAAGAUGUUUUUGAUGUGGAGUAUCGGAAUGCGGUUUGUCUUGAUCUUCGAAACUUUGCUAUUCAAUUCCAUCCAUCAGCCACAGACCUUCUUAAUGAGAUUAGCAAAUGGAUGGUCUCAAAUCAUCAUAGUUUGAGGGCAGAGUCAUACAGGCUAAAUAUUUAUGCACCAGGUGGCCAUUUUAAAAAACAUGUUGACACACCCCGAGGAAACGAUAUGGUUGGUUCCCUUGUUGUGUGCUUUCCCUCAGAAUUUGAAGGAGGUCAACUCAAUGUCAGACACAAAGAAAAGAAUUGGGAAUUUAAUUGGGAAACCGCAAGUAAUCAAUCCGAACAAGUACAAUGGGCAGCCUUCUAUUCAGACUGUGAACACGAAAUAUUACCUGUCACCAAGGGGUAUCGCGUUACAUUAACAUACAAUCUGUAUUCAGAGAAGACUAAAGCUGUCGGAAACGUCAGCGUUGAUCUGAAAGCGCUUCCCUUUUACCAUUCUCUCAAGUUGGCCCUACAAAGUUCUAAUUUUUUAUCUGGCGGAGGCAUUCUUGGAUUUUGCUUGCAGCAUGCAUAUCCGCUUACUAAAGGUGAAUUCAGAGAUACAUUUGGAAGUUCACUUAAAGGCAGUGAUAUUCUUUUAUAUGAGGUUGCCCGAGGUCUAGGACUUAAUGUUGAAAUCAAAGCAGUCUAUGAGGUCGACUUUGAACCCGUAGAAGAUGAUAGUGAUGAUUGUGAAGAAGAAUUUCCUAAAAGGCGGCAUAAGACAAGUCGCGAUUACGGCCUGUCCUACCAAGAUCACAAGGUUCUUAUGGUGGGUGACGAGUUCGUCGGUGGAGGUAAUGAUUACGAGGAUGAGCGGAGUGAAUAUCAAAUAAUUAAACAGGACUGUGAUGCUAGGAUACGCCGAGAAGUUGUCUGGUGCAAUCGCCCGACGGAAUGGAACGAAGCUAGUACAUAUAUUGCAUAUGGGAAUGAAGCAACAUCUGCAUCCAUAUAUGUCGCGGGUGCUUUUCUCGUUAAUAUUCCUCCUUGGGAUGUUAGAAGAAAGAACGAUCGAUUGUAA
Molecule: messenger RNA, 1284 nt
Organism: Acaulospora colombiana
Lineage: Eukaryota; Fungi; Glomeromycota; Glomeromycetes; Diversisporales; Acaulosporaceae
Source: the annotation of a GenBank genome assembly